Messenger RNA from Trifolium pratense (red clover), 1104 nucleotides. RefSeq names its product thioredoxin-related transmembrane protein 2. The transcript has 11 exons. NCBI's taxonomy places the organism in Eukaryota, Viridiplantae, Streptophyta, Magnoliopsida, Fabales, Fabaceae. The coding region runs from base 185 to 970 and encodes 261 amino acids. The record is from RefSeq and is a predicted model, not a curated record.
AAGUUCAGGUGGCUUGCAAGAAGUAGGGGGGCGUGAAAAGAAAAUCACUAUCAAAACACCAUUUCACUUCACUGCAACAAGUAGAAGAUUUCUAGUUAGCAACGGAGCAAAUAAUAAUAACUAGAAACUGAGAAAGAGGCAAAUUCAGAUCUUAUAGAAGAAGUUACCAAUCAAACAAACGAAAAUGGGGAAUGAAAGUAGCAACAGCAUUUCAGUAUUGAAAUUGCUUAAUCAAACGGUUUCAGAACCUCACUAUCUCUUCCAUUUCUUAACAUUUUUCUCCUAUUUAGUUAUUCGAAUCUCUGCAACACCAGUUUUAGCUCCUCAUCUUACUCAAACUCUCCUUCGUCGCGAGAUUCAAACGCUGUUAGCUUUUGCUGUUUUGGCUUUAAUCAAGGGUGUGAGAGAGGACACAUGGGAAGCCUUCAUAGCUGAUGCACUUUUCCUUGCCAAGAUUUGUCUUUUUGCUCUUACCUAUACAAUGGACCGCCGCAUAGCUGUUUGGUAUAUUCUUGUAUUUUUAGUUAUACAUGUGCUGACACAACAACCUCCAUCUCAAGGACUAGGUACCUGUAACAAGCUAACACCAUUGUUAUUGGAAAGCCUGCUAACAGAGGGGAACACUUCAAGAUUUUGGCUGGUGGAAUUCAGUGCUUCUUAUUCAUCUGCUUGCAUUCGUUCAAGUCAACAGUUUCCUGAGCUCUCAAUUACAUAUUCAACCAAAAUCUUAUCAUUUGGAAUGGUUGAUCUUGGACUCUUUCCCAAUGCAGCUGAAAAAUUUGGAGUAUCUCUCAGUGGAAGCAUGGGUCAGCUUCCAUCAUUUAUCUUAUUUGACAAUGCAACUGAAAUUGCCCGCUUUCCAGAGUUGGGUUCCGAAACAUCAUUUUUCAACCCUACAAUUACAAAGGGACUUCUUUCUCGACAUUUUGAGCUUGAUCGGCACCUUCUUGAAUAUAUUAAUGGUAAAUAGGUGUCCACUAACGGCCAUUCCUGGCUCGGCUCCGAUAACGCAAUUCCGGAAGGAGUCGGUAGUUGGGCACUGGAUCCCUUCGGACCUGGAGAACGCGCCUGAAAUUGUCUUUGUACUCUAAUUUUUGCUAUUUA